AUGGCUAACACAAGUAAAAUGCUUUACAUUCCCGACAUGUUGGCGAAUUGGCCCUGGAAACGAGCCAUUAACCCAUACUAUGAUGAGGUCAAGGCGGAGUCAGACGCCUGGUUUCGCAGCUUCAAGGCGUUCUCUGAGCGAUCCCAGCACGCUUUUGACAAGUGCGACUUCCAACAUCUUCGAACUGGUUGCGACCUGAUGAAUCUGUUUUUUGUCAUCGAUGAGUACACCGACGUAGAGCCAGCACCUGUGGUUCGCGAAAUGGUUGAUGCCGUCAUUGACGCAUUCAAGAACCCACACAAGCCCCGUCCGGAGGGUGAAGUCAUCCUAGGUGAGGUGGCAAGACAGUUCUGGGAGUUAGCAAUCAAGACCGCAACUCCAACGGCCCAACGUCAUAUGAUCGAGACUUUCAUUGUGUAUCUCGACUCUGUCGUCGAACAAGCAAGAGAUCGCGACAACGAUACUCACCGCUCUGUUCCAUCGUAUUUCAAGACCCGUCGUGAGAACGUUGGAGCGAGAAGUUCAUUUGUUAUAUGCGAACUAGGAUCCGAUAUCCCAGACGAGGUUCUCCACCAUCCGGCUAUUAAGGAGUUGACAAGGCUCUCUGCAGAUUUCAUCGUUCUCGGUAACGACAUAGUUUCGUACAACAAAGAACAGGCGAUUGGCGACGACCGCCACAACAUCCUUACGAUUACAAUGAACGAGUUUGGCUUUGAUUUGGAGGAAGCUCAGGCCUGGGUCGUCACUUUUCAUGCAGACCUUGAGAAACAAUAUCUCGAAACCAUGGGGCGCGUACCAUCCUGGGGCUCCGACAUCGACAAACAACUCCAACUAUAUUUGGAUGGUGUUGGGAACUUGGUUCGGGCAUGUGACUCCUGGUACUUUGAAAGCGGCCGCUAUUUUGGGGGAAAAGGUCUCGAUAUUCAAAAGACACGCCAGGUGCCUCUUCUGCAAAAGAUUGCUCCGCUACGGAACGACGAGACUCUCCGAAAGGAGAACGUCGUUGUUCCCCUCAUUGAGGCGCUGGAAACCAGUGCGUGA
This is a messenger RNA of Fomitiporia mediterranea MF3/22, 1041 nucleotides long. RefSeq names its product terpenoid synthase. NCBI's taxonomy places the organism in Eukaryota, Fungi, Basidiomycota, Agaricomycetes, Hymenochaetales, Hymenochaetaceae. The record is from RefSeq and is a predicted model, not a curated record. The transcript has 4 exons. The coding region runs from base 1 to 1041 and encodes 346 amino acids.